AUCGCUAUAUGUUAUAUGAGCUUUUCAUACUGCUUUCUGCCAUUGAGCCAAGCUUCCUAAAAAUUGUGUUUACUUUUUUAUCCAGAGUCUGCAAUGAAAAAGCUGCUCACCACCACAUCUGUAAAUAAAGCACAGCUUGUGCUGCUUUGGUCAAUUUGAAUCCAUGAAAUUGGAAUGCAUUUGAAUUUUUAACUGAUGUUGCGAUGAGAAAAGACAAUGCUGUGAAGGAGUCCCAAAAGGUACUUGCUGAUGAUCCUUCCACACCAAACAGAAAACCUGUAAACCCAAGUGAUCCUACUUUGAAUUCGACCCGUAAAAAAAAGGUUGCAUUCAAUACCGAACUUGAAAAUUCUCCUGGAGGAAGCCGGCCUUCGUAUGGAACUCCUAAACGCGGUAUCUUAAAAACCUCUACUCCACUUUCUCGUUUAAAACAGACAGAUGUAUUAAACGAUGAGUCAAAUGGAUCCCUAGCUGAAGAAGCUACCACGUCAGAUGGCAUUCAAUCUUGGUUUCGUUCUGGUAUAGAGGAUCUUGAGCAUGUAGAGCGACCUGCGCGUAUUGAAAUCUAUUCCAAGCUAUCAUCAUUUAUAAAAACAUAUACCCCGAAUUUACCAGAAGAUCCCAUAUUCCUUCUUUUAAACCAACUUUGUUCGUUUUUGUUGUCUGAUAGAAGCGCUUGCUUAAACACUGGCAAACCCGACUUUCACCUAAACUGUCAAGCAAAUAAGCUACUUAGUGUACUUCUUUGGCAUCCAACCCUUUCUUCCCACAUUCAACCCGAUACCGCUAGCGUCUUCAUUGAGCAAUCACUUCAAAUUUUAGAAUCUCCUAAAUUAACGAAAGCAUUGGCUGCUCAGCAUUUGCAUCUUCUGUCCUGCCAAAAAUGUCCUUUGGCUAUUUCACCCUUAUGCGACCGCAUUAUAACCGUCUGCCUUACUUUGCCUUUCCCGUCCUUGGUAGUUGGCCAAGAGCGCCUCGCCGUGCUAAACAAGAUAUUAUGCCAACAUCCAAAAGGAUUUGCUCAAAGAGUCGCUGACUGGGCGCCUUAUCUGCUAGCUUGUCUCGUGGACGCUUCUAAACCGAUUCGUGAAAAAGCAUUGCUGCUGGCUUUAGAUUUGAGCAAAUAUCUGUAUCAUGAUAAGCUUAUCGCCCGUUCGAUCCUGUCAAGCUUUCAUACAGAAAUAGGAGGGACUAACUUUAUUUACAUAAUUUCUAGUCAUUUUGAGCGAUUAGUUACUGAAGAAGACGAUGGUGUAUACGUAGCUCAUGCCUGGGCAGCUGUUAUUUCAAUCUUGGGUGGUGCUCGCAUUUCCUCAUGGGAAUACUUUAAUGCCUGGCUGAAGAUUAUUCAACUCUGUUUUAACAGUCAAAACCCUUUAACAAAAUGUGCAGCUCAAACGUCUUGGAUACGUCUCAUUCACGAAUUCUCUCUUUCAGAAACGCUUACUCAGGCAAAUAAGCGUUUAACACUUUUAUGCCAACCAAUUGCUAUGGUCUUGAGUACUCGCAAUUUUCCGACUGUUAAAAACGCCGCAAUGAGUACCUUAACUGCUCUCAUCUAUGCUUGUUUAAGGCCAGGGAUAUCCAGUCCCAUGCUUUCGUUACUUUGGGAUACGGUGGUGGUAAAAAUAAUCGAAAAAUCCGCUCUGAAAAACGAUCAAACUAUGUCUGAAGCAGCCGAUAUUUUAAUCGCAUUAUUCGAUUCUUCUUCAAACAACUUUUGGAGAAACGAUCGUCUCGUACAGCGUGAAUUAAUCGAUACCAAGGAAUUACCUAAGCUCAAUCCAUGUUGGGUUCGCUCCAAUUGCCAAAAAACCAUCGAGCCAAUAAACUCUUUAAUUCUAUUAGCCAGACCAAACUAUAAUUUAAAGUCAAACCCGCAAGGUCGAAAACAAGGGAAGGGGAUGAGCUAUGAGCAUAGUUUUGUUGUAUGGUCUACGUUCGUUAAAUGCUUGUCUAGUGCAGGACAAAAGGAAAUAAAAAGAUCAACUGAUACCGGUAAGGCUAUUUGCUGUAUUUGUACUUCAUUACGCAAUUUUUUAUACACGAAAUCUUUACGAAAAGACGAGGUCUACAUUGAGAGGCUUACUCGCUAUGCUUCCAUGGUUCGUUGUACAGUAGAAGCCUAUGAUCUUCAACUUUUUGUCGAAAAUUCUUACUUGGUUUCAGAAAAUGAAUUGGUACUAAUGGAUCCUUUAGUGCACACUAUUGAUCAGGAACCUGUAAGUCCUUUAGUAUAUUUGCUGCAAUCAAUGGCGUCUCUGACAGAUGGAACUAUGUUUUCUACUUUGCAUGCUGCUUAUAGCAGUAUUUUAUCGCUCUUAGACGAAAGUAACUUAGGCCUUGCUGUUAAACUUCGCUUGUUUUGGAAUUGUGUAUCUCCUCUUUCAAAGAAUGAUAACUUAAUACUUGCUAGAGUUUUAGUUUCACACGAGGUUUCUCGUUCUGCCUCCGAAGCUUUCCUGUUUGAAGUGAAAAACAAGCAAAAGCGAAAUAUCCCCUAUGAAGAAUUUUUGGGAAAUGAACAUUCAACUGUUCUUAAACUAUUGAGUUGGAAUGUUAAGUAUUGCAGUAUAAGUGAUGCUGACAGUGUCGGUAAUCUUCUAAUUCACUACAGUAAUACAGUAUCUGAUCUUUACGGGGAAGAUAAAGUUUUGAUUUCUGUUAUUGAACCAUUUAUUUGUAUACUAUAUGAGGAUUUAAGUUUUGAAUCUAGCAAAAUUUUUUCAUUUGCAAUGGCUUUAAUGAAAGUCCCUGUUUUACAAUUUUUAGCUGAAAGUGAUCAUGCCUUGUUCGAUUCUGUUUAUUUUGAAAAAUACCGUGGAAGUUAUCUCAAACUAAUUUAUUUUUAUAAUACACUAUUGACAAAAGCUUAUGACUCUGACCAAUUGGAUCUGAAGUGUUUGUUUAUUGAAGCAAUUACGGACUUUAUGAAAAGCAUUCCAAAAAGCCUUCUUUUACAAACAGUUUUUGGGUUGGCGGAAGGCCUUUCUCGCUGGUUUUAUUUAGAAAACGUUAAUAGUUCUUUAAAGAACAGUUCACUUUAUAAAUUGAGUGUUGAGUUUUGUCAGCUUAUACUUAGACUUUUGGCUGAAGCUGAGCAGAGUCCAAAUGAAUUGAUAGAUAAACUUUCUCCAUUGAUUACUAUUGGACUUAAGAGCAAAGCUGCCGACAUUGUUGUCUCAUUCGUUUAUUUCUGGAACCAAACUUUUGGGUCCUUUGAAUCUGAAGAAUACCCUAUUGAAUUACAGAAGACGAUAAUAGAACUGUCCAAAGAUCAUUAUAUUCGGUUACCAUUUUCUUCACCAUAUUCUGAUCCUACAAAUUUAGCUAAUGAACAAAAUUCCCAAAUUGAUAACGGUAUUAUGGAAGGGGAAAAUAAUAAUAGAAGCACUGUUUCUAAGUCAAAUAAAAAAGAGGCUAACUCGAAGAAAAAGAGCAAGAAGGCUGGCUCCAAUAAGAAGAAAGAAAAUAAUUCAUCAGAAACAACAGUUGCCGAAAGUGGUAAACCGUCGCUUCAUUCUGAUGCUGAACAAGUAUCUGUGGAGUAUUCGAUCAUAACAAGAGAUGGCAAGAAUGGUACUAACAAUACGUUGAAUGGCUUAGCUGAAGGAUUGGGUAUUGAAAAGACCGUUGAUGAAGACGAUAAACGUUUUGAGAAUGAAGUAAACAUGGAAUCGAAUAAUAAUGAAAAUGGUCAAAGCGAAUACAUUAAUUCUCAACCCGGAAUUAAUGAUCAAAUCGACAUUGCUGGCAAUGUUGAUUCGAAUGUCUCUGCUGUCAACGAACCUCCGAUGGAAGCAGCUGAAUUAAUUGACUCAUCCACUGUAGAUAAUCGUGAAAUUAAUCUUGAAGGAUUUUACAGCACAUCAGAAGAAAAAUCAUCAACAGAUGGUAUUGGCAAUCUUAAUUCUACUUAUGAAAGUAACCUUUUACGAAGGAAUAGUCCAAGAACUGAAGAUGUUACCUUGCAAGAUCAGAGAAUCAUUGAUGCAUCCCAUGCAGUUAAUGGUAGAAAAAGAGAUUUCAUCGAUGAAGGAUUUGGAUUUGGAGCAAUUGGUUCAGCUGAAAACAAUAAAAAACGAUUUACUAGCCUCCUGUCGGAGGGUGGUGAUGUAGAUUCUGAUUCUACUCAUGUGACGAAUUUAAUAUCGUCUUUGGAUGAUUCAUUUACACCGUCAAGUGCUGUAAGAGUCUUAUCUGAAGCGACUAGUCAAAUUGAGGAAUCCAUUCAAGGAAUGAAGUCUGAAGAAGUUCUUCACUUGGGAGAUAUUUUGGGGCGGUUACAAAAAGCAAUAUUAUCAAGGGUUAAUUGAAAGAAAGUACAGGCUCAUACGUAUACGGAUGUUUAUAUUUCUUUUGAUCAUAAAACAGUUUUAUUAAUGGGUUCAUAGUAGUAUUUAAUACAUUAUAUUUAUAACAACAAUAGAUAAGUUUUAAA
Messenger RNA from Schizosaccharomyces cryophilus OY26, 4441 nucleotides. Its product is annotated as telomere length regulator protein Rif1. Lineage: Eukaryota; Fungi; Ascomycota; Schizosaccharomycetes; Schizosaccharomycetales; Schizosaccharomycetaceae. Gene Ontology annotation, cellular component: nucleus. Gene Ontology annotation, biological process: telomere maintenance. Bases 204 to 4316 code for a protein of 1370 amino acids. The record is from RefSeq and is a predicted model, not a curated record. The transcript has 2 exons.